AUGAAUCCCACGCUGUAUAUCGCAACCCGACACCCAGGAUCAUCUCCCAGCCACGAUGAGGCGGUAGACCGCUGGGAAACAUUACCCAUUAAAACUCACGACUCUUUAGCAAGAAAUUUGUUUAUCUGUAUGCUUCAGCUCGAUAGAUGGGAACAUGGUUGCAAUAUUUCCUCCGUGGUUGGUGGUUUAGCCGGGAUUGGUGGUGGGACUGCAGUAAUUGGUGGUGUUAUCCUAAUGCCCCCACUUGCUAUAGCAGGUAUUAACACUUUCCUGAUUUCUGGUGUAGGUAUCGGUGCAGUGUCGGUCGCUGGUGGAGGUGUUCGUCUCCUGCUUCGAGAAUCCGUAGGUGGAAAUGUGGAUCUCCUUUUUUUACAUUUUCGAAGUAAUCUGUUUCCAAAUUCAAGAGUUUAUUGUUGCCAGGCAUCAGUGCAGUCGGCCAUUGCGAAAGGUACAGUCCAUGCAGCUAUGGGUAUUAGUAUCGCGAUCGAUGUUCUAACAGUUCUUCUCAGUGUGAAGGUUAGACGGUUCACAAGUAUUUUCAUGCAGUAUUUCCCACAUAGUUUAUGA
Messenger RNA from Angiostrongylus costaricensis, 567 nucleotides. Lineage: Eukaryota; Metazoa; Nematoda; Chromadorea; Rhabditida; Metastrongylidae. The record is from the annotation of a GenBank genome assembly.